UGAGGAGAUUGAACAAGAAACAAAGUGGAGUGCAGCCUGACAGUAUGGGGAAGCGCCCGUUGUUUUCUCUGGCCUCGGUCCUGCUUUCACUCGAGAGAUGGGGCCGCUUGGAAUAUGCAGCACACAAGAGAAAACAUUCCCAAACUCUUCCAACCGCCUCCCCAGUUUCUGCUGGCAGUGAAACAGGGGGAAGACAGGGAGAGGGCAACUCGGCGGCUCAGAAGGCCGUAACGGAAACCAUGAGAUUGCCCUUCUACCACGGGAAAAUCAACAAGGGACAGACAGAGGAUUUAUUGGCAUCUUCAGGCAAGAACGGCAGCUACUUGAUCCGAGACAGCGAGACCGUACCUGGGAGCUAUUGCCUGUGUGUUUUGAAUCAAACGUUUGUUCAUACUUAUCGGGUUUUUGAAAAUUCUGGAACGUGGCAUGUUCAGACAUCAAAAGGAAUUCUGCCUCGGUUUUUCAGCAGCAUUGAGGAACUCAUUUUAACUUACACAAAACCAGACCAAGGUACAGUUGUACCGUUACUGCAUCCAGUGGAACAUAAUGCAUACAAAAUAGGAAGCCACAAUGAAGUUCCUUCUUCUGUAGAUGCACCGGGAGAACAUGAGUACUUGCACAUACUGGACAUCUGACUGCAGCAACAGGACAGUGGAAGGAUCUCCAGCCAAUGAAUGACAAAAGGAUCAUUUUGCAAUGAAUACAUUUCUUCUGCUUGACUGUUACUUUUGUAUAUUGAUUUCUCCAGUCGGUGUUUUGUUGGUUUCACUGUUCUAUGUGCUGGGAAAAAAUGAAAGUGCAGUUGGUGCCCUUCGCUCCAAUGUCAUAAUUUGAGUCCUUUGCUCUUUCUGAGUUGUAAAUACAGAAGGAGGCCAUUUGGCCCACUGUACCUGUGCAGGUUCUUUUAACGAGCUAUUCAAUUAUUCCAAGAGGACAGACUGGUCUUGACUCAAUCAUUCAUCAUGGUUUAUACAUAAACUGGAAGUUAGAUUGCACUUUUUACACCCUCAGAGGUUUGACAGUUUUAAUGAGAAUUUCUGUUUGUGCAAACUUUGAGUAAAGAGUGAAAAUUUU
Molecule: messenger RNA, 1074 nt
Organism: Rhincodon typus (whale shark)
Lineage: Eukaryota; Metazoa; Chordata; Chondrichthyes; Orectolobiformes; Rhincodontidae
Product: SH2 domain-containing protein 1A-like
Exons: 4
Coding region: 45-635 (196 amino acids)
Source: RefSeq, a predicted model, not a curated record